Osmia bicornis bicornis is the source of this 1923-nucleotide messenger RNA. RefSeq lists its product as uncharacterized. Lineage: Eukaryota; Metazoa; Arthropoda; Insecta; Hymenoptera; Megachilidae. The record is from RefSeq and is a predicted model, not a curated record.
UUUUCUCUUUCCUUUUCUGCUUUCUUUAAAUUAAAUCAUUCUUUUGUAAAAUAAUUCAUCUAUUUUUUUCUUAUAUUCUUAUUAUUGCGAUGUCGCGUGAAAACAGUCUCGUUCGUUCCCCUUUUUUUCCCCACCAUCUUUACGUAUAGUAUUGUAGAUUAUACCUAUACGACAAGUAAAAUAUGUAAUUUGUUUCGACGCGAUGCAAAUGGAUAUCUUGACAGAGGUGAAGUGUCAUCUCAAAAGAGUGAUAUAAUGAAAUUCAUACGUUAGGGUGAAUCACACGAGGUACAGAUACAAAUGUUUUCUUUUCAAGUUCAAAAGCAUUGUACACGUUUGUUGAGAAAAAUGACAUUGGUAAGUUCGAACAAUGAAUCAAAGAAUGGGAAAGAUCCUCCUCAGCAAAAUCAUGAAGAAACAAUGCAGACAUCUACACCGUCCGGAUUAUCAGAAUUGCAAAUGCAAAGUACAGAAGUUGGUGAAAUCACUGAAAUGCCAGAUUUUGAGAUGUUAAGUACGUCUGCGGUACUUCACUAUUGUAAGCAUAAAAUAUUAAGGCCGUACUUGAGAUUGUUGGGAGUAAUGGGUUUAAAACCAAUGAGCAGCGAUGAUUCCGAACGAUGCUCUUGUUAUUGUAUUCUUACAAAUCUUCAUACUUUACAAGUGAUAAUAUUUAUGUGCAUUGGAUAUAUUUUACAAUAUAUGGCAUGUUUUAGAAGAGACAGAGGAUUUUGUUACAAAACACUACCUUUAGAAGUUGAAAUUGUAACAAAUAUCAGCAAGGAACAUACACAGGAAAUUAUUUGCUUUGGAAAUAUUAUAUUUAGUUAUCUAGUUCCUAGUGUUUUACAUUUAGUAGCAUUUUAUACGGUAUAUCUAUUCCGGAUCAAAGAAAACGAACAGCUACAAAAUUUAAUGGAGAGAGCAUUCCUUCUCUCAUCUAAUCCUGUAAAUCGUGGAAAUCAAAGAAAACUUGUACGAAUACUAUGGCUGUUCAUAGCGUUGAGCGUGGUAUGGAUAAUGAUGGCAUUAAUCACAGUAAAUAUUCUAAUGGCCCAAGGAAGUAUUAUAUUUCAAUGGUUAGAACACAGUCCGUAUCAAGUAAAAAUAACAUUGAAGGUUUUAAUUGUAUGCACAUUAUGGCACGAUAUGGUUCAAGGAACCAUUAUCACCAGUUACUGUUUACAAGGGCAACUUUUAUUGGCACACUUGUACUUUCUUCGUGGCAAGUUGCUUCACCACACUUUAUCUCCUAUCGAUUGGAUGAAGGAAAUUGCGAUUUAAAAACUAUUGAAAUAUUUCAAUGACGAACUAGGACCAGCUGUAUGUAUCUAUACAGUUGUGAAUUUAUCAUGGGCUGCCGCGGGUACAAUUUGGUUGCUUCGAUAUGAUAAUGAUAAUGGUGAUGCAGAAAAUAGUCCUGUUACAUGGAUCGGAAUAGCGAAUGUCGUAUUAUGGAUUUUAAUAUCGAUAGUUCCUUUUAUUCAGGCAGCUCGUUUAAGUACAGCUUGUUCUAUGAUUCAAAGUAUUGGACAUGAAGUACGCAUCCGACCAUUUGUUUAUCAAAGCACUCCAGGAGAUCUUGACACUAUACUUUUGUAUACGUCGUCGCAAAUGUGUGCUAGACUGUUUAGGGUACCAGUCACAGGUAGAUAUCUUUGCCUUUUACUGACGGUAGGUAGCAUCUUAAUCCUCACUCUUGGACAAUGUCAAUUUUUCUGAUUAUUCGACCGUCUUAAUCAUAUUUAAUUAUACAAAAUAUAAUUCUUUUGUAUAUCUCCCAUUUUACAAGUGUAAGAUGUGCGCUCUUUAAAAUUGUAAUAUAGAUAAUCCUCGUUUUUUCCUCAUUUUCAACAUUUUCUGUUCAUUUCAAAAUUCACUUAAAUCAAGUAUCGUAAAAUAAAUAAAUAAAUUAUAAAACUA